UUCAUCUGUAUAAAUAUGUAUCCGAAUAAAAAAAAACAAAAGCCAACACAAUUCAUAAUAGCCUAUUUAGGGGUUGAUGUAUAAUUCUGAUGAUGAUUUGUUGUUACAAUGUACUGUAGCAAGUACUGAAUGACGCAGCUCAUCACAUGCUUCAGAGUAACCAAAGAGAGAAAGAAUCUCGCGCCACCGGAACUCGCCGCGGAUUGCGCCAGAAAGAAGGUCGUCACAAGUUAUUACAGCCACAAAGUUGUAAACCCCGCCCAUUUCUACAAUUUACCUUCUCAAAAUGUGAUUUUAAACCUUACCCUAACAGUAAACACACUGAUAACGUGGCCAAAAUGAUGUCUGAAGAAAGUGCACCUAUGAGGCACAUUGAUCUUGGGUCUCCUCCUGCUCUGGAACCACCAGCGGCUGGUUACAGGUUCCCCGGCCCUCCGCCACCCAUCUACUCCUGCACUCUGACCCCUGAGCUGGUAGCCAAAGCCCGGGAGGAGCUACAGGAGAAGCCCGAGUGGAGGCUGAGAGACGUGCAGGCCCUGAGGGACAUGGUGCUGAAGGAGCAGCCUAACCUCCGAACCAGGCUGGACGAUACCUUCCUCCUGCGCUUCCUACGGGCCAGGAAGUUUGACUAUGACCGUGCCAUGCAGCUUCUCCUUAACUACCAUACCAGUCGGCGGGCCUGGCCUGAGGUCUUCCAGGACCUGAAACCUUCCACUAUCAAACAUGUGUUAGACCUGGGCUUCCUCACUGUCCUGCCCCAUCCAGACCCUAAUGGACGCUACAUCCUCUGUCUCAGACCUGGAAAAUGGAAAGCGAAUGAUUAUCCAUUUGAGGACAACAUCCGGGCAAUUUACCUGACUCUGGAGAAGCUGAUUCAGCCAGAGGAGACUCAGGUUAAUGGGAUCGUCAUCUUAGCAGACUACACUGGGGUGGGCUUGUCUCAGGCAUCCAAUCCGGGCCCAUUCCUGGCCAAGAAGGUUGUCAGCAUUCUUCAGGAUAGCUUCCCAAUAAGAAUCAAGGCUGUUAACAUCAUAAAUGAGCCCCGGAUUUUCAAAGGGAUCUUUGCAAUAAUUAAGCCUUUUUUGAAGGAGAAGAUGGCAGAGAGGUACGUUCUCCAUGGAUCAGACCUGCGUUCUCUGCACCGCAACAUCCCUCGAUCCGUCCUGCCAGAUGAGUAUGGUGGGGUAGCCGGCCACCUCGACAUGUCAGCCUGGUCGAAGACAUUACUGGACUCUGAGGAGGAGUUUAUAGUGGAGUUCUGCCAGCCAGAUCCUCUAGAGGGCGUAGUUCUCCCAAACUCCAUGCUGUUUGAAGGGCAGCAGCCCGGUGGUGCUGCCCAGGAUGAUGACACCUUCAGGGGUCUACGCUCUCAGCUCUACUACUGUUACUGAUAGUGACCAUCACCUCUCUCUCGUUUAACUACUGUGAGGACACUAGCCUGGUCCCAGAUGUGUUUGUGCUGUCUUGCCAACGCCUAUAGUCAUUUAUGUGACAAUGGCCAUAGGAGUUCGUUAAACAGCACAACUGGAUCUGGGACUAGGCUAUGAGAACACUACUGUUUCUUUUGAAACAUUUAUCUAUGUUUUAUCAUGGUCCCAUGGGGCAAGUUUUCAAUGUUAUUUAGUAGAAAUCACUACAGGAGGAGCUAAAUAGUCGUCUGGGCCCAUAUUCAAAAAGCGUCUCAGAGUAGGAGUGUUGAUUAUAGGAUUGGUUUUUACCUUUGAGAUCAUAAUUAAUACAGUUAUAUGGACAUGGGAGACGCUUUACGAGUUCAGGGCCUGCUACAUGGCCAAGCAUAAGGCAGCUUCAGGUUUUGGCAAAGAGGCUUAAUAGGAGCUGCCUCUCGGUUUCAAACCAUUUCCAGUGUUACAUUUAUUUCCUAUAGAGGAAGACGAUCAACUGUGCCCAUUUAAAAUGCCACUCACUUCCGCUUUCUCCUUAAUUUCUCAGAAUACAUGUACUGAGGCUGUUCCUGUUAGACUUCCUCUGCGUGGUCAUAUUCAAACACCAUGUUGUAGCCUUACCGGAUCCAUACUUUGCCUUAAUCUAUUUUCGAUAAUCAUUGAUGUGCAAGGGGUUAUGAAUGGGAUUUAAUUUGUAACCAUGCAAGGUUGCCACUUUUAUCCAAAGCAACUUACAGUGCAAUGAGUGGAUAGCCUACAAUUUUAGCAUGUGUAUGUGAUCCCUGCAGGAAUUGAAACCAGUGAUGAACUUGCCAUCGGUGGUGUCACGCUCUUACUAACUGAGCCACUCAAGACCUGUAAUGUCUGAGUUACUGAGAUCCCUAGCCUACAGUAUGGCAUGUGCAUUCGUUCUUAUUAAGACACAUUUUACUAGUCCUGAUCAGUUAAUACAACCUGGCUUCAAGGACGUAACAUAGUAAACAUAAAUCUGUGACACUCAAAUUACAGUAGUAUGAUAUGUUACAUUUGGUAUGGUUACAUAAGACAGAAGGUUACUUAAGCCAAAAACUAAAGUGGGGAGGAUGGGUGGGCGUAUAACGCAAACGUCUAGCAACCCAAAGGUCACGUGUAUCGAACCACAUCACAGACAACUUUAGCAACUUUGCAACUACUUAGCAUGUUAGCUAGCUAACCCUUCCCCUAAACUUAACCCUAACCUCUAGCCUAGCUAACGUUAGCCACAAAAAAUUGGAAUUCGUAACAUAUCAUACGUAUCGCCAACUUGUAAGACAUUGCAGGAAUUGCAAUUUGUAACAUAUAAGAAAUGGAUUGUGGACAUCCACAAAUUAAUACAUACCAUACAUAUUUUGUCAUUGUUUUUAUUUAACUAGGCAAGUCAGUUAAGAAUAAAUUCUUAUUUUACAAUGACGGCCAAACCCUCCCGUAACCCGGACGACGCUGGGCCAAUUGUGCGCCGCCCUAUGGGACUCACGAUCACGGCCGGUUGUGAUACAGCCCAAUAUCGAACCAGGGUCUGUAGUGACACCUCUAGCACUGAGAUGCAGUGCCUUAGACCGCUGCACCACUUGGGAGCCAAUAUAUUAAAUGGAGGGAGACAGAUUUGUGUUUACUAUGUUACAUCUACCCCUGAGUCCAGGUUGGUUAUUUCUCGUUCAUCUUGAUUUGAUUUCACCCACUAGCAUUGUAGAUACCAGCCCAUAAUGUUUUGUUUUAAUCGCAAACCCAGGGUACAGAAGCCAGUUCUAUCGGGGACCCCACCCAGCAACACUGGAGCUAUAUGUCAGUUUUUGCCAAAUGUUUUAUUAUUACCACAGGUCAUUUAGAGAUGAGGUUAUAUUGCCACCAAGAAUGUGCAAAGCUGUCAUCAAGGCAAAGGGUGGCUACUUUGAAGAAUAUAAAAUAUAAUUUGUUUUGUUUAACAAUUUUUGGUUACUACAUGAUUCCAUAUGUGUUAUUUCAUUGUUUUGAUGUCUUCACUAUUAUUCUACAAUGUAGAAAAUAGUACAAAUAAAGGAAAACCCUUAAAUGA
Messenger RNA from Oncorhynchus mykiss (rainbow trout), 3453 nucleotides. RefSeq names its product alpha-tocopherol transfer protein-like. Gene Ontology annotation, molecular function: phosphatidylinositol bisphosphate binding. Lineage: Eukaryota; Metazoa; Chordata; Actinopteri; Salmoniformes; Salmonidae. Gene Ontology annotation, cellular component: membrane. The record is from RefSeq and is a predicted model, not a curated record.